AUGUCGAGUCCCGACAUGACAUUGUUUCGCGCUUUUCUUUCGCUACUCUCCCUUGAAAACUAUUUUGUGUAUCUUCUGUUGCCAGGAAAGAAAGACUGGAUUCAAGUUAGCCCAGUUUGGUUCCUUGGAAAAGCAGUUCAAAGCAAAGGGUUGACGGGUGGUGGAGUCCCAGGGGGUUUUGUCGUUCAAUGCUUUGAUCCGCGCACCUUAUUUCUGAUUGAACCACUUCCUCGAAAGGACAUCGUAUCGGUGCCUGAAUAUGGGCUAGCGGUACACCAACCUCCCCACCAACUGCUACGCCCCGCGGGGCUUCUUCCUAGCGCUAUUGAAAUGAUAUUCCUAUUAUUGGUCCUAGCAAUAUCCCUGGACCAGGGCACGGCACCUAUCCAACUAUGUCUUGUUUCGGUUUCGGAUCCGGGUAGUAGAGUCCUAGGCAUCGGCAAAGCCAACAAGGGAUUAACUCCCGAGCGCAUCUUCCUUACUAUUGAUAGGCAAGAACCUUCCUCGCCACGAGAUAGCAAACAAACUACCUUCCUCGCAAACCUAAAGGAUUCUCCUGGACUCGGUGAUUAG
This is a messenger RNA of Striga asiatica, 573 nucleotides long. NCBI's taxonomy places the organism in Eukaryota, Viridiplantae, Streptophyta, Magnoliopsida, Lamiales, Orobanchaceae. The record is from the annotation of a GenBank genome assembly.